This is a messenger RNA of Phalaenopsis equestris, 2343 nucleotides long. RefSeq lists its product as uncharacterized. NCBI's taxonomy places the organism in Eukaryota, Viridiplantae, Streptophyta, Magnoliopsida, Asparagales, Orchidaceae. The transcript is spliced from 8 exons. Bases 175 to 2070 code for a protein of 631 amino acids. The record is from RefSeq and is a predicted model, not a curated record.
AUAGCCUAGAACUUGAAACACAUCCAAUUAAUAAAUGCAGCUUAAGCACAAAAACAGGAUUCAGCCCGGCUAAGCUAGGCUGCACCCUCCGAUCACCAUACAAAUAUUCCCAAUCCUACUACUAUUACCGGUCCCCUCUCUCUGGAGGAAAUGCAUUGAAGUCCAGAAUGCCCGAUGCAGGUUGUGCGAGGGGGGGAAGCUGGAGACCAAAGGGGAAGGAAUGCGAUGCAUCUGAAAUCUGACAGUCAGAGAAGACGAACUUCGGCGGAUGGUCCUGACUCUGUCAUCGCUUACUCGUCUGAUCGUCGAACCUGCAAUAGCAGCGGCAGUGGCUCAACCAUCGCUCAUUUAUUCAGCGACAGCCACCUCUCCUCCAUCUCCCGAAGCGUUGCUGGGCGCUGCUCCUUUGGAUCGGAGAACGAUUCGCUCUUUUCGUAUCUCUGCAUUAAUUUGGCAGUACGCGAGCACUGUUCCGGUGGCACUGACCCAGAUCCAGAUCCGGAGAAAAAAAGCGCCAUUCUUUCCUCGCCACACAGUAUUUCAGUAGGGCUGGGGGAGGAAGUAGAGCAAGCUUCAGAUGAGAAAGGAGAAGAAAAUGCAGGAAGGCCUGAGAGGGAGGGGUGCAGAGCACCGAACACAAUAGAGAAUUCCUUCUCUCACGCCUUCAGAGGUAGAAGCUAUUCUAAGCCCCUCUUUUCCUCGUCCAAAUCGCUGAUUUGCGCCGAGAGAAGGAAGACUCGAAGGCAGAGGCCUGUUUCUCUUGACCUUAACACCCCUGGCACUGAUGUGGCUUUCUUGUCCCCUCGGUUUUUGGCGGGUGGCAUGGGAUCCAUGAAGAAGAGCUCUGCCACCUCCUCUCUCAGCAGAUCGGAAGCAUUCCCUAGUCCUGGAACGCCUAAUUACCGGCACGGAACCGAAACAACCGGGUACCUAAAGGGUUGGAGUUCAGAAAGAGUGCCAUUGCCAGCUAAUAGCAGUAGGAGGUACAUGGGUGCCGGAUCUUAUCUUCCAUUCAACAAUGGCCGCAUCUUGCCUUCAAAAUGGGAAGAUGCAGAGAAGUGGAUAUUUAGCCCUGUUUCCGCCGAUGGGGUUGUGCGGUCUUCUCACCCUUUCUCUCAUCAUAGACGUCCAAAGUCAAAAAGUGGCCCACUUGGACCUCCUGGAUACUCACCAGCAUCACCAAUUGCUCCAUGCUUUGAUAGUGGAAGGGUUGGGAGCUUUACUGGUAGCUCCCCCUUUUCAGCUGGAGUUCUGAUUGCAGAGCGUGAUUUUGCUGACAACAGAAAAUGUGGCAUUGGCAGCGGAGAAAGUGCAAGGUCAUCUUCUGCAAAUGCUGAACCUUAUAUAUUGAGAUCUGCAAGCCUUCAUGGGUGCUUUGAAAAUUUGCUUGAAUCAGCUCCAUCCUUAUCAAACGCUCAGAAUGAAAAUGUUGAAUGCACCAAGAAGGGGACCAAAUCAACUUCUACAAUAGUUUUGAGGAAGGAUGUGGCAACACAGAUGAGCCCCGAGGGGAGCAAUCAAUCUUCUCCCAAGCAUGAGUCUUCAUUCUUGCCCUCUCCUUUAUUGGUGAAUGGCAUAGAAGAGCUGGAGAGCCAUUUUCCAAAGCUGGAGGUUAGGGAUGUUCAAGUUGAUGAUCAGGUGACGGUGACAAGAUGGACAAAGAAACAAAUUGGAUGUGGUUCUGAAAAGCGUUUAACAAAUUUGAUGGAAUGGAAAAGAAAAACAGUUGAGGCUAAGCCUUCUGGUUGGAAAAUUUCAGAGACACCUAGAAGUUUUUCAAAGGUGAAAAGAGAGGAAGCCAAAAUUAUAGCGUGGGAGAAUUUACAGAAAGCAAAAGCUGAGGCUGAAAUAAGGAAAUUAGAGAUGAAGCUUGAAAAGCGAAGAUCUUCUUCCAUGGACAAAAUACUAAAGAAGCUAAAGUCAGCACAGAAGAAAGCAGAGGAGAUGCGAAGUGCUGCAACUGCUAGCCAAAUGCAGCAGGUUGCCAAGUCUUCUAAGCGGGCUUCCUACUUCCGCAAAAGUGGACAGAUCAGUUCCUUAAGCGAAUGCUUCAUCUGCCAUGCUUUCUAGAUAUUCCACAUGAAACUAGUCAAGCGAACGCUUCUGCAAAGAAGAUGAGCUGAUAGGUGCUAGUACUGGAAGAAGCAUGUUCUGCUCAGAACAGUAAAUUGACAGCUCCUUAUGAAAAUAGAGAAAAGUGCUGCAAGGCAAUUGUUAGUUCAAUUUUUCUUUCUCAUUCCUCGGAGUACUAAUUUGUUGUAGUUUCUAUUUUUUCAGCUUGACGGCAACUUAGCUGUAAACUGCAUUUGUUAUGGAUAAAUUUAUCAAUGAUUUCCUUGAAAA